AUGCCUCUCAACUGCAGGCGAUCACUGUGUGACUAUUUCUGUGUUUGCUUUUGUGCGUUUGCUUUACUAUCUAUCUAUCUAUCUAUCUAUCUAUCUAUCUAUCUAUCUAUCUAUCUAUCUCAGUCUGUUCAUAUCUAUCUAUCUAUCUCAGUCUGUUCAUAUCUAUCUAUCUAUCUCAGUCUGUUCAUAUCUAUCUAUCUAUCUAUCUAUCUAUCUAUCUAUCUAUCUAUCUAUCUAUCUAACCAUACCCUGCUGAUUACUGCCUUCCCUCGAGUUUCAUCAAUGUUUUCUAUUCUUCCAUCUCUUUUCUCUUUUUGCUCUAUUUUUUUCCUUUUUCCUCUUUUAAUGGCUUUUUUCUCCCUGUUUCUUUUUCCUGUUUUAUUUUACAAAUUGGAAAAAAAAAAAAAAAAACUUUACUUCUUCUCUUUCUCAUUUUUUUCUUUCUUUUUUCCUCCUUCUUCCUUUCUGUUUUGUUUAUCUUUCUUUUCUUCUUUUUCGUUUCUGUUCUUUCUUUCCCAUUUCCUCUCUUUGCGUUGUUUUCUUCAGAUAUUUUUUUCUUUCCCCGUUGUUCAUUCGUUUAUUUCUUCUCCCUUUUUUUUCAUUCACUCCUUCGCUCUUAUUCGUUUAAGCUCUUUAAUCACUCCCUCUUUUCUUCACUUUCUUCUUUUCUCCCUCUCUUUUCGUCUCUUCCUCUCUGAUUAUUUCCCUCUAGCCUUCCCCUCCUCUCCCUCGAUCUUCAACUCUGCUUACAUCUCCCUCUCUUUUCGUCUCUUCCUCUCUGACACUAUAGCUCUCCCCCUCUCCCUCUCUCUAUCCCCGUUUCCCACUCUCUUACUUCCUCUCCCUUCCUCUUUCCGUCUCACCCUCCCCUCUCCAUCUCAGCUAUCUCUCUCUUUAACACUCUCUGUUUCUCUCUCUCUUUUCUCUCUCUCUCAAACAUUAUCUCUCCUUAUAGCUCCCUCUAUCGGUUUAUUUCCCUAUUUCGCCCCCUCUCCCUCUCAGACAUAUCUCUCCCUAUAUCUACCACCCUCCACUUAUAUUCUCUCUUUUCGACUCUCCCUCUCAAACUCUACAUCCCCCCAUAGUUUUCUCUCUCUCUUCGUUUCUCCCUAUCCUUCAUUCCUUACCCGUUUUGCUGGUUUCCCGCGUCCACGUCUGAACGUUGACAUAAAAGGCGGGGAUUCAGUGUUGCGGCCGAUUUCAUCUGUUGUACGCGUUAACCGAAAGCGCCAGGCCAUCAACACGUCGAGCAAAAAUCAACACAAAAAGAAGGACGUAGUCAUUUAUAUUUUGACGCCCACAGACAAUCAAGGGGUGGAUAUCAGAACACUGUUUUCACAAAAUAUCCUUUCUUUUUUCUCACCCAGAGUGACCCAUUUGAAAAAAAGGUUCAUGAAUUGUGUCCUAACAGAAGAGUCACCUGGAAGACUUAAGAGUUUCUUCCACGGAAUACAAUCUGGUAAAUCAUCUCCCCCCCCCACUUCUCUCUCUCUCUCUCUCUCUCUCUCUCAGAAUAGAGGAAUGAAAUGA
Acanthosepion pharaonis is the source of this 1530-nucleotide messenger RNA. The record is from the annotation of a GenBank genome assembly. Lineage: Eukaryota; Metazoa; Mollusca; Cephalopoda; Sepiida; Sepiidae.